AUGAACUCCGUCCACAGCCUGAUUGACGCUCCUCCACCAGCGGCCCAGCUGGGAGCCCAGGCCGGCGUUCACAUCCACGACUACGCGCAGGAACAGCCUCACGCGCACAGCCUGCAGCGCCUGGCCUCUCCGCCGCCGGCCCCGGCAUCGGCCCCGGCCGUGGCGGGCCUCUCGCUGUCUCCCACGGCGCCCGCCUCGGCCCCGACGCCAGCUCACACGCCGCGGCCAGACGACCUGCACGCGCGGCAUCUGCCUCCGCCGUCCACGCCGUCCAUGGCGCACUACGUCUCCAUCGCCUCGCCGCCGUUGAGACAGGACACGGGCUCGUCAGUCUCCACGCAGGCCACCACGGCUACCCUGGCCUCUACUGAGACCAACAACACAUCGUACAGUGCCGACACCUCCCCUAACCCGCACCAGUCCAUUUUCUCCCUCAAGGAUGGCUCCGACGUCUCUAACAGCCGUCGAACCAGCAGGAGACGUACCGGCCCCCUAUCUCAGCAGUCUAGAGAGCGGGCCGCCCUCAUCAGAAAGCUAGGAGCCUGCGUCGACUGUCGCCGCAGGAGAGUUGCC
This is a messenger RNA of Trichoderma atroviride IMI 206040, 573 nucleotides long. The record is from RefSeq and is a predicted model, not a curated record. Lineage: Eukaryota; Fungi; Ascomycota; Sordariomycetes; Hypocreales; Hypocreaceae.